Molecule: messenger RNA, 2741 nt
Organism: Girardinichthys multiradiatus
Lineage: Eukaryota; Metazoa; Chordata; Actinopteri; Cyprinodontiformes; Goodeidae
Gene: otud5a
Product: OTU deubiquitinase 5a
Exons: 9
Coding region: 260-2032 (590 amino acids)
Biological process (GO): protein deubiquitination
Molecular function (GO): K63-linked deubiquitinase activity; cysteine-type deubiquitinase activity
Source: RefSeq, a predicted model, not a curated record
ACCACGUUCCGUCAGGCUGUGUUGAUGUUUUGGAGAACGGGAAGAGGGAGGCGCUUUUUGUUUUUGUUCAAAUCAAACCGUCGAAAAGGAGCCAAAGGGCCGCUUCUUUCUUUACUUUAGGCUCUUUUAAGGGGCUUAUCUUUGUGGUGGGAGCCUUACGGCUGGUCCGGACGGUUAACAGACCGACACUUUUGAUUCAGAACAACGGAGCUGUCCUCAUAUCUGACCGCCUCCUUGCUCCCCUUACACCGACUCCACCAUGACAAUCCUCCCGAAAAAGAAGCCCAGCUCCGCAGUCGGAGUCUCAGACCACACCGAUGACAGCGACCGUAGGAGUGGCUCUGACCCUCACCAACACCCGCACCCACACACAGGGCGGACCGGAGCAAGGCCAAGGGCUUCGCCUCCUCCGUGGUCCUACCAGGGCACCCCACCUUCAGCCAGAGACGACAGGCGGAGCAUCGAACCCAGCUCCCGGUCUCAGCAGGCCUCCCCGCCGCCUGUAGGCUCCGUGUCCCCGGUGGGGCCAGGGGACGGGCGGGACAGCAGCGGAGCGAUGGUUACUAGCUCUCGGGGGGAGCUGGUGGUGUCUGCCGGUGUGGUUGGAUGCGGCGGAGCGAUAGGAGGCUGCUGUUCAGGGCCCGGUCUGAGUAAGAGGCGACGACAGGCAGGAACCUGCUCUGGAGGGGUGGUAGCUUCUCUCGCCGGUGGAGGCCAACCAGGAGUGACCGGACCAGGAGGAGUGGGCGCCAGUCAGGACACAGAGGAAGGAGCCGGGAACAACAGCGAGGAUGAGUACGAGAACGCGGCCCGGCUGCAGUCCGUGGACCCAGCCACCGUGGAGCAGCAGGAGCACUGGUUCGAGAAAGCGUUGCGGGAGAAGAAAGGAUUUGUCAUCAAAAAGAUGAAAGAGGACGGGGCGUGUCUUUUCAGAGCUGUGGCGGAUCAGGUGUACGGAGAUCAAGACAUGCAUGAGGUGGUGAGGAAGCACUGCAUGGAUUACCUGGUGAAGAAUGCAGACUACUUCUCCAACUAUGUCACAGAAGACUUCACAACAUACAUCAACAGGAAGAGGAAAAACAAUUGCCACGGCAACCACAUCGAGAUGCAGGCCAUGGCCGAAAUGUACAACAGACCGGUGGAGGUGUACCAGUACAGCACAGAGCCAAUCAACACAUUCCACGGCAUCCACCAGAACAACGACGAGCCAAUUAGAGUGAGCUACCACCGCAACAUCCACUACAACUCCGUGGUGAACCCAAACAAGGCUACGAUUGGGGUCGGUCUAGGACUGCCUGCCUUCAAACCUGGGGUACCAGAACCAGAGCAUAACGAAGCACAAAGACACUUAAAACACCAACAAACGCACUCUUCUGUUUUUUUAUCCAAAAACUUGAUUGUGUCAGAGCAAAAACCUGAGGGAAGAGAACCAAAGUACGCAGACCAGUCUCUAAUGAAGUCAGCCAUCAAGACAUCAGAGGAGUCAUGGAUCGAGCAGCAGAUGUUAGAGGACAAGAAAAGGGCAACAGACUGGGAAGCCACCAACGAAGCCAUUGAGGAGCAGGUAGCCCGGGAGUCCUACCUGCAAUGGCUGCAGGACCAGGAGAAGCAAGCACGACAGCCGCGUAAAGCCAGCGCCACCUGCAGCUCGGCCACUGCAGCUGCUUCGAGCGGGCUGGAGGACUGGAGUGCCCGGUCUCCACGGCAACGUGACUCCGACCCCUCCCACUCUGACCUCACGAGCGCCCCGUCGACCAACAACAAGCCCCCAUCCCCCGCUGGAGCCGCCCUCAUCCUGAGCAAACCCCCAUCGCCCUGCGCCCCAGGUCCCAGCAACCAGAGCCGUCACCACCUGGAAUACAGAGCCAUCAUGCAGGAGAUGUCUCCCACAGCGUUUGGUUUGACGGACUGGGAGGACGAUGAGAUCCUGGCCUCGGUGCUCGCCGUCUCUCAGCAGGAAUAUCUGGACAGCAUCAAACACCAGAGCGCUGCCAUGCAUAGAGAGCGUGAGCCAUCGCCUGAUAGCAGCUGAUACCUGGGUGACGCCACGCGCUGACCCCUCCCUGCCUCACCCCUGACCCACAGGCGGAGCUCAAACAUGGAAAAAAUAAACCAUCCAACACAGAUGCACUCAUUUUGUUUUUUAAAUCAUCUGCUUCAUGUUCCCUGCUUCCAGCAUCACUUCCACUUCCUUCCAAUUCCUGGUUACCUUUGAGACGGAUUUGGGUCUUCACGCUGAUCCGGGAUCAGUUCUUAUUUAAAUAUGGACAGCUUCCAGCACUUUGAAUUUUAGUUUUCCUGUCGUCAUAAUCAGGCUGUUAGCUGCGUGGUUCCAAUGAAGGAUGCUCAGCGAUCCGAUCCAAGCAGAGCCUGACUGUCCGACGGAUUCGGUUCUGUUUAGCGCUCAAAAGUCUUAUCAUGUUCUGUUAGGUGCUGAUCAUUCCCAGCGUGGAUGCAGCGGAUAAAAAACUGUGAUCCAGGCGGCCAGGAACGCCUCAUCAUCAUUGCCUUCGUCAUCAGACUUAUUUAGCUGCAUGUUUAACCGACCACAGCCGAGCUCAUCAUCGAAGAAACAAGCAAUUAAAGGAGACAACAUAGAAAAGUGUCAUAAUUAUCCUCUUAAUGAUUGAUUAUUGUUGCUAUUAUUAAUAAUAUAAGUUUGUUUUAUUUUAUUUUCUCAGUUGGGAUGAAAACUUGUUCUGUUUCUUGGAAUAAAAAGAGGAAGAAGUUUCUGAAAAGCA